Argentina anserina (silverweed cinquefoil) is the source of this 967-nucleotide messenger RNA. RefSeq lists its product as uncharacterized. NCBI's taxonomy places the organism in Eukaryota, Viridiplantae, Streptophyta, Magnoliopsida, Rosales, Rosaceae. The transcript is spliced from 2 exons. Bases 40 to 759 code for a protein of 239 amino acids. The record is from RefSeq and is a predicted model, not a curated record.
GUUAUGUGAAGCAAUCACAAAUGUUCUGCUUAUUUUAAAAUGCUGAGAUUCAAGAAACUAUGCAUCUUACUCAAUUUCUUCUUGACAACUUCAGUUCGUCAUGUUGUUUCAGCCACCAUUAGGGAUGAACAAAACUUUUACACACCACUGUCCCCUAUAAACCAAAUGAUCAUAUGCAAAUCUGAGAAGCCCUACCACAGAUGUGAAACUCUAAACAUCUCCCAUUCUUCUUGUUCUUCUUAUGCCUCCCCAAAACUUCUCUCAACUGGUUUUACUUCAAACUCACUUCUACUCUACAACUGCUCAAACUCAAAGCCUCCAUCAUCACCACUCGUCCACACUUUGACAUGCUUACAUACAACUGGAGCUUCUUCAAAGAUUGAAGAACUUAAAGGGAUUUCUUCAACUUCUUGUUUCCUACUUGAUGAUCUCAGAAAGCUUGUCAUGGAACUUAAUCCAAGUGAUUUGAACUGCUCAUGUUACAGCAGGGUCAAUCGAAAGUCUGCAAGUGCGAAUUAUGAAGAGCAUGACUUGGGGGCUAGAAUUGCUUUUGAGGUGCCUGAUCGUGUACCCAAUAUCUGCAAUGAGUGUCAAAAGGUUAAUGGCAAUUGUGGUGCAGCAUUGAGAUGCAUAUGUCACCCAAAAGAGUGUAAAAACAAAGUUACUUCAAAAGGUGGUCAAUCCGUCAAAUCUUUUGGUAAUUACAUCCUUGUUUCUCUGCUUCCUGUUGUAGUAUUCAUGGUUAUGGUAAUGAAUUAAUACUUGAGGCCAAGGAAGCAAUUGAUCUCAACACUCAAGAGUACUGCCUACUCCUGUACUAUCUUCAUCAUUGUCUGUUCUUAGUUUGCAGCUCUAGAAAGAAACAUACAAAACUUCAAGCGAGUUCUUCCCAUUUCUGCUUCUCUACUAUAUUGAAGUUGCAAUUAUUCAGAAGAAACUAGCUUUAUGAGGUAGUUGCAAUUUCAUA